CCCUGACGGCCUGCUCUGAGGGAGGAGGAAGCCGCUCCGCCGGAGCUGCGAUGGGGAUUUGAACGCACCUCCGCGAAGAAGACAGCGCAGCACGGCCCGGCUCAGAGCGCAGCGGGCGGGUCCGCCUCACUUUAACCCCCCGGUUUGGAUGUACCCUGAUCGGAUUCGGCCUGCUGCUGACUGAGCGGUUCGUUGGGCGGUUGUUGCUCGGAGCUGGAGGCCGGGAGCAGGACAGCGUCUGCCCGGGCUGCUGCUGCUGGUGGCGGAGUGUCGCCGUCGGUCGGUUCCCGCGGAGAGCGGAGCGGAGCCUGCAGGGACCUGCUGCUGCUGCUGCUCCUCUCUGUGUGUGUUUGUGCCUUUCUUUUCUCCUCCGCGCCUGGACUCGCGUACACACGUUACACACGGGAUUAACUGAUUAACGCUCCGGUACCGGGGAGUUGGAUGUGUGUUUUGCCCCGCAGGAGUCACCUGGAGUCCGGGCGGAGAGACGGGGCCGAUGGCGCAACGGUAUGAAGACCUGGCCCACUACGGGCUGGAGGGGGUGGGCGGGGUGUACGGAGACCCACACCAGCAUCACCACCACCAUGCCGCUGCUGCCCGCUCUCUGCAGGCCGUGCACCUGGCCGCCGCCGCCGCUGCUGGGCCAUACCCUCCGCACCAGUACGCCCAGUCCACCCACACCAGCAGCAGCAUGGGCGCCACAGCUGGGGACACCGUCAAGAGGGACAAAGACGCCAUUUAUGGACAUCCUUUAUUCCCCCUGCUCGCACUGAUUUUUGAAAAAUGUGAACUGGCGACCUGCACGCCGAGAGAGAGCGGUGUGGCCGGAGGAGACGUCUGCUCCUCAGACUCCUUCAACGAGGACAUUGCCGUCUUCUCCAAACAGAUCCGAUCAGAGAGGCCUUUAUUUUCAUCAAACCCAGAGCUGGAUAAUUUGAUGGUCCAGUCGAUACAAGUGCUACGCUUCCAUCUCCUGGAGCUGGAGAAGGUUCAUGAGCUUUGCGAUAACUUCUGUCAUCGGUACAUCAGCUGUCUGAAAGGGAAAAUGCCCAUCGAUCUGGUUAUAGACGACCGAGACGGAAACAAGUCAGACAGUGAGGACUUCAUCAGGUCAUCAGGGAACAACAUGGAUCAGAUAUCAUGGAGCAGAGAUCAUGACGACGCAGCAUCGAUCCGGUCGGCCGGGACGCCGGGACCAUCCAGCGGCGGACACACGUCUCACAGCGGCGACAACAGCAGCGAACAAGGUGACUGCCUGGAUAACGGUGUGGCUUCUCCCAGCACAGGAGACGACGACGACCCCGACAGAGACAAACUGCACAACAAAAAAAGAGGCAUCUUCCCCAAAGUGGCCACCAACAUCCUGAGAGCCUGGCUUUUUCAGCACCUGACGCACCCGUACCCUUCAGAGGAGCAGAAGAAGCAGCUGGCUCAGGACACCGGCCUCACCAUCCUGCAGGUCAACAACUGGUUCAUCAACGCGAGGCGGCGGAUCGUUCAGCCAAUGAUCGACCAGUCCAACAGAGCAGUGAGCCACGCAGGACCGUACGGCCCAGAUGGUCAGCCAAUGGGAGGCUUCGUUAUGGACGGACAGACACACAUGGGAAUCAGACCACCUGGUCCUAUGGGUGGCGUGGGGAUGGGGAUGGGCGUGGAGGGACAGUGGCACUACAUGUAGCACCACCGCCACCCUGCAGCCAGAGGACUCGCCCAGUGUCCCGGCAAACCACCGACUCCAUCAGCAGGUCGGCAGACCUCCUCGGCAGGCGUGGAGCAGGACCCUAAGCCUCCUCACCCCUCAGCCCCACCCCUCUGGGCAUCUACCUGGCCUGAUAAGGUAAACACCUGAUGGCUGCCGUCUCCAUGGCCACCGGAGACGCUUUGUGGCUUAAAACCAAACACAAAAACAAAGAGACUGUGGGGACACACGGAGAUCCUGGGUGGAAAUAAUAAACAGCUGUGUGUCCUCACUGAUGACGCUUGGGAGGAUUUCUCUGAAUCAGGACACAAACGUCGACGUGGCGUCUUUGGAUUUGAUCAUUUCCUGUGAUGUCAGCAGCCCAGAGUGCCGUCUUACAGAUUUUGUUUCCUCUUUGGACUACAGAAGCCUGAAGUGGACAUUUUGACACCAGCAGAUCAUCCCUCCCCUCCUCUCUAGCAGUUGAACUCAUAUCGACAUGAAGCUGAUGUCUGUAUUUCCCGAGGCGUUCUUUUGAAACACGUCUACAAACAGUUUUUUCAAGAGACCGAAGCUCUGAAAAAUGGACGGCAGAGGUCACGUGACAGAGCGCUGUUUACUGAGGACUCUCAGAGGACGAGAGACAAGUCGUUACAAGUGCUCUGCUGCUGCCUUUUUGCAUCAUAUACUGUUUUAAAGGAAAGGACUUUGACUGUUUGACUUUCCACACUGUGUGUGUUUGUCUUUUUUCAUAGACGUCUGUCUCCCCUCGAGCCCCACAAACCUUUGAGUUCUAAAAUAAAAAAGUGAAGCAAA
Epinephelus fuscoguttatus (brown-marbled grouper) is the source of this 2494-nucleotide messenger RNA. RefSeq names its product Meis homeobox 1 a (gene meis1a). The record is from RefSeq and is a predicted model, not a curated record. Bases 497 to 1678 code for a protein of 393 amino acids. Gene Ontology annotation, biological process: brain development; positive regulation of cell population proliferation; animal organ morphogenesis. The transcript is spliced from 13 exons. Lineage: Eukaryota; Metazoa; Chordata; Actinopteri; Perciformes; Serranidae. Gene Ontology annotation, molecular function: DNA-binding transcription activator activity, RNA polymerase II-specific; RNA polymerase II cis-regulatory region sequence-specific DNA binding.